UCUCUUUCUCCCCCAAUCUCCACCGCUUUCGUUCUUCAACCUCCCCCUUCGCCGGCCGGAGUGAGAGCGAGUCAAACAUCGCAACCCAGCUCGGCCCCGUCGAAACCGCGUUUGCUUCCUUAGAACUCGAGGCUUUCUCCACGACCUCAAACCGCGUCCUCUGAUCGAGGAUCCGUUUCCUUUUCCCCAGUUUAUUCUUGCUGUUAGGUCUUGUUGGUUCUGUGUGUUCUUCCAACAUUUCGGUCGGGGUCUUGGUGGCGGAGCGGAGACUUUUUUUCGCCACGUAAUUCGGGCAAAUCCUUGCGAGGUUUCUCCGCCGGAGCCGCGGCUUUAGAUGGUGGGUGCGAGGAUGAUGCGGUGGCCGCGUCCCCCGGCGGCGCGCAAAUUCCGCGUCCGGCUGGUGGUGCGGCGCGCUGAGGGGCUGCCGCCGCCCGCGGAGUCCGCGGAGCAAGAGCCGGAAGGGAGCGCCUCGAAGACGAGGGUCGCGGCGGAGGUGAGGUGGAAGGGGCCCAAGACUUCCGGCCUGAGCUCGCUGCGGCGCGCGGUGCGGCGGAACCGCACCCGGGAGGAGGAGCUGGCCCCGGUCGCCGCCGCCUGCGAGGGCCGCGCCGCGGUGACCCUGGUGGCGUGGGAGGAGGAGUUCGAGAGCGUAAUAACGCUCGCGGCGGCCUCUCACCGGGAGGCAGCCACGUUCCAGCCUUGGGAGCUCGCCUUCACCGUGUUCACUGAUGUCAACAAAGGCCCAAAGACUAAGCCGAUAAUUCUGGGAAUUGCUUCCCUUAGCCUAGCAGAUUAUGCAACAGCAGCCGAGGAGAACAUUGAGAUAAUUCUCCCGUUGUCCGUGCCCUGUGGUGCAACUGAGUCUACCCCAUCGCUUCAUCUCACUCUGAGUAUGGUGGAACAGAGAGCUUUCCAAGAAACCUCUGAUGCUUCGCAACGUUCUGCUGUGGCCACUCCAUUAUCUCCAUCAUCUUGUGAUUCUCUUCCUGGAGGAAAAGAUGAGGUUUCAGUUAUUAAAUCAGGGCUGAGAAAGGUGAAAAUCCUCACGGAUAUGGUAUCGGCUCGAAGGUCUAAGAAGAUGUGCCAAGGUAAUGAAGGCAGUGAAGAUAAUUGUUAUGUUCACAGUGAUGGUGCUGAAUAUCCGUAUGGUACUGAGUCUAUCGAUGAAGAUCUGGAUGAUAGAACACAUGAAGAUGAAGUUGCUGAUCCGAGUGUCAGGAAGUCGUUCAGUUAUGGUUCGCUGCAGUCUGUCAACUAUGUUGGUGGCCUAGUUUAUGCACACGCAAAGAUUGAUGGCGAGCAUGAGGACUGGAUUUAUUAUAGUCAGCGGAAAUCUGAUGUUGGUUACCAUGUAGAAGAACCACAGUCAUCAGCUGCUGAGGAAACUGUAUUGCCGACUGCAAAACGGAGUAUCCUUCCUUGGAGAAAGAGGAAAUUGAGUUUACGGUCACUAAAGGCUAAAGGUGAACCUCUGCUGAAGAAGGCAUAUGGAGAAGAGGGAGGCGAUGAUAUUGACUAUGAUCGUCGGCUGCUAACCCCUUCUGAUGUUUCAGAGGGAUCAAGAAGUGAAGAUGGGUCAGUUAAUGGUAUGAUGUCAGAAUUCGGCGACGACAAUUUUGUUGUAGGGUAUUGGGAAUCAAAGGAGGUAACUAGCCGUGAUGGUCAUAUGAAGCUUUCUUCCCAGGUUUUCUUUGCAUCAAUAGACCAGAGGAGUGAACGAGCCGCUGGGGAGAGUGCAUGCACCUCACUUGUGGCUGUUAUUGCAGACUGGCUCCAAGCAAAUCAGGAUGUGAUGCCUAUCCAGUCGCAAUUUGAUAACUUAAUCCGUGAAGGGUCACUAGAGUGGAGAAACCUUUGUGAGAACCAGACAUAUCGAGAGCGUUUUCCUGACAGGCACUUUGAUCUUGAAACUGUCCUUCAUGCCAAGAUCCGCCCAUUUACAGUCUGCCCCAGCAAGUCUUUUAUUGGAUUCUUCCUACCUGAAGGUGCUGAUGACAUGAGAGGAUUUGACUUCCUCGAUGGUGCAAUGUCCUUUGAUAACAUCUGGGAUGAGAUCAGCCAGGCAGCUGAGUUCUCAUCUAGUGAAAAUCCUACCCUAUAUAUAGUGAGCUGGAAUGACCAUUUUUUUCUCCUCAAGGUUGAGCGUGAUGCAUAUUACAUUAUCGACACCCUUGGGGAAAGGUUAUAUGAAGGAUGCAGCCAGGCCUACAUUUUGAAAUUUGACAGUAACACAACUAUUCACAAGUUAUCCGGUGAAAAGAAGCCAUCUAGCCCUAACUCAAGUGGACCGUUGAAGGAUUCUUCAGGGAGCUUCUCGACAGGGCAGGACAGUGAAGAUGAUAUCGAAGAGAACAUACUUGUGUCGAAGGGUAAGGAAUCAUGCAAAGAAUACAUAAAGAGUUUCUUGGCGGCCAUACCAAUCAGGGAAUUGCAGGGGGACAUCAAGAAAGGUCUGAUGGCAUCAACACCACUGCACCACCGCCUCCAGAUCGAGUUCCACUACACCAAAUCAACCCCAAAAGAGGCUGAUUUGCCCCAGCAAGUUCUCGCCAUUGAAGCCCCAUUUGAGUUCUCAUGGCCUGAGCCACCGCCGAUGAUGCAAGUUGCCCUAACACCUGCGGUCGCUGUUGCAUAGCUUGACACUAGGUUGGCUGAGGCCUGACGACAACCUGCUCAACAUUAACAUGAAGAGCCUUUUUUUUCCCUUGGGCCACUGCAUGGAGGGGAACCUACUUGAAGAUUUUGUUUCCUUUUUGUCUGUGUCCAUUUCAUGUCUAAUAUGAAACAACUAAUAUAGGUUUCCCUCCCAGGAACCGGAGCCUUUGCCUGCAUUUUGUAUAAAGAGGCGAUUGCUCCUACCUAUGCUAUAUUAACCGCCCAAUUUUGUAGUCGUGUAUAACCUUGUACUAAUCGAUGAGUAAUGCCCUUAUGUUAAUUAAGUACCGGGCUUGUUUCUGUAUGCAACUUGAUACAUUUCCAGGAGAGCAGAGGUUGCUGUAACUCCGAA
Brachypodium distachyon (stiff brome) is the source of this 3007-nucleotide messenger RNA. RefSeq lists its product as uncharacterized. NCBI's taxonomy places the organism in Eukaryota, Viridiplantae, Streptophyta, Magnoliopsida, Poales, Poaceae. The record is from RefSeq and is a predicted model, not a curated record. The transcript has 4 exons. The coding region runs from base 335 to 2635 and encodes 766 amino acids.